This is a messenger RNA of Zingiber officinale, 1627 nucleotides long. RefSeq names its product GDSL esterase/lipase At4g10955-like. Lineage: Eukaryota; Viridiplantae; Streptophyta; Magnoliopsida; Zingiberales; Zingiberaceae. Bases 181 to 1350 code for a protein of 389 amino acids. The record is from RefSeq and is a predicted model, not a curated record. The transcript is spliced from 3 exons.
GAUUCCGAUCCAUCAUUUCUGUAUUCUCCGCCGCUACUCUUCUUCUGCUUUAUUCUUCGAUCGAAACUUUUCAUCCUUUCUUUCGUCGUCGUCGGCAAGAAUUCGAACCCCAAGAAAUCAAGAAUCCAUCCACUUGUGGCAGCGGAGGAAGUGUGGAGGUGGUGGUGGAGAGUUGGGCUCAUGGCGAAGGGCUCCUUGGCGACGGUUAAUGCAGGAGCGGCAGGAGGAGGAGAGGAAGGGAAGAAGAAAGCGGUCGAGGUGAUGGCGGUGGCGGCGGUGGAGGUUGCCCACCCGUACGACUUUCAUGUGUCCGGCCCCCGAAACUUCUCCUCCCCCAACUGGAAAGAUCUCAUCCGCUCAAGCUGGAGAGAUCCAAACUACAAAAGGAUGGUAAUGGCUUGUUUCAUACAGGCCGUUUACUUGCUAGAGCUAGACAGACAAGAAAAGAGAAAUGCAGAGAAUGGACUUGCUCCAAAAUGGUGGAAAACCUUCAAAUAUAAACUAACACAGACUCUUGAAGAUGAGAGAGAUGGAUCCAUAUAUGGCGCAGUCUUAGAAUGGGAUCGAUCUGCUGCGUUAUCAGAUCUUAUAUUGAUGCGACCAGCUGGAGCUCCAAGGGCUGUACUAGCACUCCGGGGCACGUUACUGAAGAGUCCAACUAUUAGAAGAGAUUUAGAAGAUGAUCUUCGCUUCCUGGCUUGGGAAAGCUUGAAAGGUUCAGUUAGGUAUCAUGGAGCUCUGCAAGCACUUAAUGCCAUGGUUGAAAACUUUGGCAGCAACAAUGUGUGCAUCGGUGGGCAUUCCCUGGGAGCUGGAUUUGCUCUACAAGUGGGGAAAACAUUGGCCAAACAAGGUGUUUUUGUGGAGUGCCAUUUGUUCAAUCCACCUUCUGUAUCGUUGGCAAUGAGUAUAAGAAAUAUGGGUGAGAAGGCCGGCUUUCUCUGGAGAAGAAUUAAGAGCAGUUUACCCUCAAAGGGUGAAACUUCUCUUGAUGCAAAGGAGAAAAAUUCUGUGAGUUGUGCGAAGGUAUUUGGUACCGAGACAAAGAAAUGGAUACCACAUUUGUAUGUGAACAAUAGUGACUACAUUUGUUGUUAUUACAAUGACACUAGUGGUACUGCUGUUGCUACUGAUGUUAGCACAGAGAAAGCUAAAACGAGUAAUGGUCAUGGAGAAGCAAUGGCCAAGCUUUUUGUCAUGUGCAAAGGGCCACAGAAGUUUCUUGAAGCUCAUGGGUUGGAGCAGUGGUGGUGCGAUGAAGUAGAACUCCAACAGGCACUUCAUAACAGUAAGCUGAUAAAUAUGCAACUAAGGUCUUUAUAUUCGGCUCCAGCCUCUGGAAAGUUAUGAUCCAACCUCAAAUAAUGGCAUUAAUGUAGCUACGCAGUACAUUUCCCUCAAGUCUAGCAACCAUGAAAUAACUUUUUGUUGUGGAGACCUCUUGUCCUCUUGAUCCGGUUGUUCUUCAACCUCAUCAGAUGCUGAAGUUGGAGAAGGUGCUCGUUCCUCAACAAAUUUUCUGAUGCAUAUAAAUGUUUUAGAACAUAUAUAUUGAAGCACAAAUGCACCGUUUGGUUUGGAUGACUUGAGUUGUAAAUGUUUAGAGAACAAAAAAAAAAAAAAAAAA